CUCCCACCCUUUUUGGGGGCGAGGCAGUACAAUGAAAGGGGGCCAGGAGUCAUUUCCUCCAGUUGUCUCCUUUUACCACUCUUCACCUUCUCCAACUCCCUCCGCUUUGGGAAAGUUGCAAAGUAGCCAAAGGGGAAAAAAGGAAAAGUGAAACUAACAACCCCCCCCUACACCUUAGACAUUUAUUCUGGUGCAUUCAGUGGCAGAAAAAGGAGAAGGGGAAAAACAGAUGUCAGCAUUUCUGGUUUUGACAAAGGAACACACAAGUUUUGCUGAAAAGAAAAUCUUUGCAAAAGUCUUGAGUUUUGAAAAAGCCUGUUUUUAAAAUGGGGGAAAAACAGUUGUAAGGAAUAAAUUGCAUUCAGCUCUAAUGAUCUCUUUAUCUGCGAUCUGAUAGGGCAGCCAGCACCCUGCUCUGUGAGCUCUUCCAGUCAAGGCAGGAGUCUAGUUCCAUAGGGACAGAGCCUGCAGAGCUGGGGUGAAAUUUCAAAAGCACUUAAGAGUUAGAUACCCAGGUCCAGACCCAUACAAGUAUUUCAGUGGAAAGUAGGGGCUUAAAUAGCUUUGGGGAUCUGGGCCCCUCUGAUUUUGGAAUCUGAGGGGGAAGGGGAAUGUUUAAAGCCAUCAAAUCAAGGAAGUAAAGGUAAGCACAUGUGCAAGUGUUCUGCAGAUCAGGGCCUAAUUUACAUUACAUUGUGUUGGAAUUGGCACUGUGUCUUUUUUGGGCAACAAAUACUUAAACUUAUGCCAUGUAACUUCCUCUGUACUUUCUCUUUUCGAUUAGUUCAUAAGCUAGUUUUGAAGAACACAAGUUCAAAAUAAAAAACAAAAGCCUGUUAUAGAUUUUCUUACAAAUUGAGGGCCUAAACUAGUGAUCAACACAAGAAAUCCAAGGGACUUCAGUGUGUUUCUGACCAUUUGUGGGACUGGGCCCUGUCUGGUGAUGAACUAAUUAAUCUUCAAUGAGUUCAUGACUCAACAAGGUGUGAAUUUGCAUAGUUUUAUUGAUGAAAAAGUUAAGUUUUUAUCUUAGCCAGGUUAAUCUUCAACAAGCUGAUGUUUGACAAUGAAGGAGUUUGCUACAGGCUAGCUAUCAGGUAAUGACCAUGACAAUAAAAAAUCUGUUUCAGCAAUUUUACCACAAAUGAUAUAGCUGUGUUUGCUUAUGAAGAAGACUUGCUGUACUUCGCAUACUUCUUGGUGGCAAAAAUAAUGUAUGUUGCAAAGCUAAGGAGAUGGAACUUUGAACAUUCACAUUUCUCUAUUUCUUAUAAACAGAAUCACAGAACUUACUGUUGUGUCACUACUUAAUUAUAACAUAACAUUCAACCACAUUCACCUUAGUGACUGAUGAAUACAUUUAAGAUAAACUGACAAUUUAUUAAAAUGUUUUUCCCCCCUCUCAAACUACAGCUGUAAAAGAAAGUUAUAGUUAGUAACUGAAAUAAACAAAAGUCUGGAGAGUCAGAUUGUUGUUAAGGUUAUUCAGGAAUAAUUUCAAUUAAAAUAUAAUAUGUUGGGAUUCCCUCCGAGACCUUUUCCAUUUGGCUUAUCCCCAACACCUUGCCUAGUGCUGGGAGAACAUGUCAGGUCAUUCCAAAACAUUCAGUUUGACUCUGGAUUUUGUCACUUAGGUUCCUUACUUGGCAUACAGCAAAGCUAUGCUGAGUUGAUCAGACUCAACCAUAGGGGGUGGGUAUCGGGCAUUCCACACAUCCAGAGUUACACAGAUAACCUCUUUCUUUGUGUUCAUUUAUAUGUUACAUUGCAUUUGCUGUACAUUACACCACACAUUUUUGGAUUGGCUUAGUUACUUUGCAGGAACCAAUCCCAGACAGUGUGCUCUGUCCAUAUGCUGUUCAUGUGGAACCUGAUCUUUAUAUUCCAUGUUUAUCUUGUCCAUAGUCCCUAGCAUAAAGCCGUCGUUUCUUGUCUAGCUAGCACAGAAAUCCUGGACUCCAGCAUACUGUUUGUCAAGCCCCUAUUUACAACUGAACCUUCCAUUCAUCUUCCCAAUUAUGCCCACUAAGAAAUGAAGCAAGUUACUUAUAUCAAACCAGGCCUACAUAAUAUUUGAACUUAUUUUUAAGGGCUGAAUAUAACUUAGCAGCUUUAACUUGUAGCAGUUUCUGGCUGAGUUACUUUCAGAUUUGAGGAUAUUUAAGUAGCAUUCAUCUUCCUUCCAGCCUGGCUGUGUCUGGAGAUUUGUGACCGUUAUCUGGAGAAUGCUGUAUUUCAGGAAAGUAAAGAAUGCUGGGCCCUGGAAAGCUGAGCUCAAAGCAAUGUCCUGUCCGUGUGUCGACUCCUGCACAGCGCACAUAUGAGGUCACGGAAUGGCUACCCCAAGGUGGGCAGCAUCUCCUCAUGAGUCUGCAUAGCGAUUCACAGUGCAUGAGGAAGACAAGUCAUUUUUUAGGCUGUCUGUCCCCUCAGAAGAGCAUUUUGCUGGGUCAUCUGACAUUUCAGACUGUGGCCUUUCGAUAAGCAUUAGAGUGACCUGUUUUGCUCUCUAGUUUAUGUAACUGGGCCAGAUCCUCAGCUAGUGUAAACUGUUGUUGCUCCACUCAAGUCAAUGAAUAUAUGCCAGUUUACACCAGCUGAGAAUCUGGCCCACUGUAUUCCUUCCCCUCCCCUCCCCAUGGGGUCUCACUGGUGCUGCUGAAUGCUGAUCCCCUCAACUGCAGGUCAAAACACCCGGGCCCUAGACUAGAGCUAGGGCAAGGCCUGUUUGUCCUUCAGUUCAGGUGGAUGACAUUAUUGCUGGAGAUGUUCAUCUUCAAAAAGAGCCUGAUAUUUAGAAUUCUUGAAGCAUAUGCAGCUUUUACUCACUAACCACAAGCUCUGGAUGGAGAGAGCUGCAGGACCCCUAAUUCCACUAUUGCCAAAUGGCACCACCAACUCACCUCUCAGCAGGUAGACACCCAUGUACGGCACCUCAUCUCAGCCAGAAGAAUUGUGGGAACUUCGGUGGAAAUGAGGAGUGGAAAUGGAGCUUCCAAGGAUGUGUGGCUAUGGAGGAAGAAGAAGUAUUUAUUUUGUUGCAGUUCCAUGACCAGAGCAUUCUUAUUCACUUUAAUUGCUAUCAACUGUUAUGUAAAGGGUGCUGCAUUGCCACCAAGAGCUUAGAACAAAACUGAGGUAUCCUGACUGCCAGUGCCCUGAUUCAACCCAGAGACUGUUCUGCAGUGACAUGAUCAUUUCUCUCCAGUGACUGGAUGAAAAAAAAGGAAGCCCGAUGUGGUUAUGUUAUCAUCCUGAUGGCGGCGUUCUGGUGUAUGGAAGUCCUGCCAUUGGGUGUUACUGCCCUUUUUCCUGUCGUGCUAUUCCCGCUCAUGAACAUAAUGGAUUCAACUAAAGUCUGUAUGGAGUAUCUGAAGGACACCAACAUGCUCUUCAUCGGGGGGCUGAUGGUGGCCAUUGCUGUUGAACACUGCAACCUACACAAGCGCAUCGCCCUGGGGGUCUUGUUAAUCCUUGGGGUCAGACCAGCCCUGCUGUUUAUGGGCUUCAUGUCUGUCACUGCUUUUCUGUCCAUGUGGAUCAGCAAUACUGCCACCACGGCCAUGAUGAUACCAAUAGCCCACGCUGUACUGGAGCAGCUGCACGAGUCAGAGCAGGAGACCAGCCCAGCUGGGCAUGUGGCUGAGAGCAUCAACAAAGCCUUCGAGCUGCAGGAAGCACCAGAUAAAUCAGAUUCCCCUCAAGAGACACAAACACAAGACAAUGGACAUGUGCUGACAGUGGAGGAAGAGGAGAAACUGAAAGACGUGAAGCAGCUGGAAGAGGAGAAGCACCUGACAUUUUGCAAGGGAAUGAGCCUCUCUGUUUGUUAUGCGGCCAGUAUUGGAGGGAUCGCAACCCUGACUGGUACUACCCCCAACCUGGUGAUGAAGGGACAGAUUGAUCAGCUCUUUCCUGCCAAUAACAAUGUGGUGAACUUCGCUUCCUGGUUCAUGUUUGCUUUCCCUACCAUGUUACUGUUGUUGGCUCUUUCCUGGAUUUGGCUCCAGAUAAUGUUCUUGGGAUUUGACUUUCGGAAUAAUUUUGGUUGUGGAGCUAAUGCGUCUAUGAAGGCAAAGUGGAAAAUGGCUUACAGGGUUAUCAAGGAUGAGCACAAGAAGCUGGGCCCCAUGAAAUUUUCAGAGAUAGCUGUCACAGUCCUCUUCUUAUUAUUGGUGGUGCUUUGGUUUACCAGAGACCCUGGGUUCAUGCCAGGCUGGGCAACUAAUGUCUUCAACAAGAAUGGCAAAAGUUAUGUGACUGAUGCUACAGUUGUCAUCUUCAUUUCACUUUUGAUGUUCCUAAUCCCUUCAGAGAUCCCCACCUACCUAUGUCGUAAUAGGGCUCAGCAAGUGCAACAACAAGAUAGCACAAGACAGAUUUCAGUGCUCCCUGCUCUGUUGGACUGGAAGACGGUUAAUCAGAAGAUGCCCUGGAACAUUGUGAUUUUGCUGGGAGGUGGCUUUGCCCUGGCCAAAGGCAGUGAGGAAUCUGGUUUGUCUGUAUGGUUAGGUAGCAAAUUGACCCCUUUGCAGAAUAUCUCAUCUCCCGCUAUUGCUUUCCUGUUAUGUCUCUUGGUUGCCACUUUCACUGAAUGCACCAGUAAUGGGGCUACCACCACCCUCUUCAUUCCUAUACUGGCUUCCAUGGCUCAAGCCAUCUGCCUCAAUCCGCUCUACAUCAUUCUGCCGUGCACACUCUCAGCAUCAUUGGCAUUCAUGCUCCCAGUGGCUACUCCUCCCAAUGCCAUUGCCUUCUCCUAUGGAAAGCUCAAAGUUAUCGACAUGGCUAAAGCUGGGAGUAUUCUCAACAUCCUGGGUGUCCUGACAAUCAUGUUAGCCAUAAACACCUGGGGCUACCCCAUAUUCGAUUUGAAUCACUUUCCAGUAUGGGCAAACAGCACGUCAGCAGCUUCCUGUAAAUAACACAGAUGGACAAUGGAACCAAUAAUUGUGUCUGAUGGAGCAAUAUCGUUCACUCUGACCAGGAGCACCAUCUACUCAAGCUUUGGUGAUGUACUGGACCAGACACAACAUCUAGAAAAAAAGUCACCCAGAUGUUAACAGCAACACAAUUAUCUGACUCUUCUGCUGUAGGCAAAAGAUAUAGCCUUGUGCUGUGCAACCCUUGCUGGGGUCCCCAGGCUACCUCUCUCUUGAGAGCCAGUGGGAAAUUUCCCCCAGUAUCAGGGACAUCCAUCAGCUCUCAGAUUUUGCCUGAAAAUUCAGUUUGUUUUGAGUGUGCAGGGAGAGGAAAAGAAGUGUGACAGAGAAGUGUAUGUAAGAGGAUGGAGGGAGACAUUUGCACCUGACGUUUUGUAUGCAACUGUGUGUGUUUGAAACCUCUGCUUGUAGAUACAGACCUCUCUGUGUAUGUGUGCUUGUGCAUGGGCAUGGUGAACAUAAAACGGUAAGUAUGAUCUGCAAGCAGUCCUGCAACGUAUGUAUUGUAACAGUUAUGGACAAAUCAAAACACUAUCUAACCCUUCUAUUUCUCUGUAAUUUAUUUAUUUAAAAUUCACUCUGUAAGUGAAGUUCAUAAGAGCUUCUGAAAGUAAGAGGCUGUUUUCACUAGCACAUCAAUUUUAUGACUAUUUAGGGAGGCUCUAAAACUGUGCAGGGGUAGUCUAUUUUUUUGUCAAGGUCCAAAUUUGUUGGUCAAGGUAAAGUCAAGGUCCAAACUCCAGAGAAAAUAACAAAAAAAUAACAACAAUAAUGAUAUAAUAAGUACAUAAAAAGAUUUUGGGGUCCAUUCAAAAGUGUCUUGCAGUCUGGAUUUGGCCCGCGGUCUACCUGUUGACUACCCCGCUUUAACGACAUGACAUGAACUCUAGCAUUCUCCUGAGAAUGGGAAAAUUCUUGUUUCCUAAAGUAUUGGUUGAAUUAAAGAAUGUGUAUGCAAAUCCUA
Messenger RNA from Chelonia mydas (Green sea turtle), 5907 nucleotides. It is a transcript of the gene SLC13A2, whose product is annotated as solute carrier family 13 member 2. The transcript has 15 exons. The record is from RefSeq and is a predicted model, not a curated record. Lineage: Eukaryota; Metazoa; Chordata; Testudines; Cheloniidae. Gene Ontology annotation, biological process: monoatomic anion transmembrane transport. Gene Ontology annotation, molecular function: transmembrane transporter activity. Gene Ontology annotation, cellular component: membrane. The coding region runs from base 3216 to 4925 and encodes 569 amino acids.